UGUCUUUGGUUUUGUGGUUGGCGAGUGGUCGGUUGGUUGGUUAGUGAUCUGAGAUGGCGACGAUGGAUUCGUCGUGGUAUUGUGGUGAUCGGUCGUUGUGGUGCUUAUGGUCGAUGCCGUGUAGUGGUUGUGGUCGGUGUCGAUAUCGAUAUCGAAUAA
Molecule: messenger RNA, 159 nt
Organism: Anisakis simplex (herring worm)
Lineage: Eukaryota; Metazoa; Nematoda; Chromadorea; Rhabditida; Anisakidae
Source: the annotation of a GenBank genome assembly